Messenger RNA from Neodiprion fabricii, 4561 nucleotides. RefSeq lists its product as uncharacterized. Bases 81 to 3671 code for a protein of 1196 amino acids. Gene Ontology annotation, cellular component: ESCRT I complex. Gene Ontology annotation, molecular function: protein-containing complex binding. Lineage: Eukaryota; Metazoa; Arthropoda; Insecta; Hymenoptera; Diprionidae. The record is from RefSeq and is a predicted model, not a curated record. Gene Ontology annotation, biological process: protein transport to vacuole involved in ubiquitin-dependent protein catabolic process via the multivesicular body sorting pathway. The transcript has 6 exons.
GGAAAAAGGCUGGCUGGUCCACGUGCUGUUUACUUCGUAGUCAACUGUUGACGUUCCCAUGUUUCAAUUCAACUGGAAAAAUGAACAUCGACGAUACAUGGUUUAAAUGCGCAAAGGAGUUUCCGUCCUCAAGAACAGUGGAAAAUGAUGUUUCGUUGUUAAGAAAAUUCGACGACUCAGUCGCAAGGCCGGUCAGAGGAAAAAGACAGCUGAAGUUCGACAAUGCGAUGUCCUCUUACAAAGGUGUCGUGGCCAUGGAUGUUGCCUUGGCAAAUAUCGAGCAGAUAGAGAAGACAGAAUUAGUCUCUCAAUGGAUAGCAAGGGGGAACUAUACACCGUCGAUACCAGAGAGUGAUCCUAGCUGUACACCGUCACCUCCUGUAUUAGUCGAUGAAACUCAAUGGAAAAACGACAGUGCAUUGUCAACGCCCAGCGAGCCUCCAGAUCUCGAAAAAUCCCCUGUGUUUAAAUGUCACAAAAAGAUUAUUAGGCAUACCUCGGUAGCCGGUAAUAGAUCCGAAACAGUCAAUGAUGAUUCUAUACCAGAUUUGACAAAGUCUCCAAUUUUUGCUAAGUCCAAGUUUGCCAGAGAUAGCAAAGCUAGCACCAGAUCCGAAACAGUCAAUGAUUCUAGCCCAAAUUUGCUAAAAUCUCCAAUUAUCAGCAAGUCUAAGUAUAGCAGGGCUAGCAGAAGACGCAGAUUUGGUAAACUGAACAAACGGAAGUUCGAUGAAAUCGACUGCUCGUCUCCAAACUCUUCGUUUGCUCCUAAAAAGUCUCCCAUAUUACGAAGAAACUCGUCUUUGAAAAGGAAAAAGCGCCGAGUUAUAUUAGAAACGCUUCAGAAACCAAACGAUAAUUCAUCUAGAAAUUUGUACUUACCUCAGAAAGAAAAAGUCUGUGCAGUUACAACAGAUUUGACACUGGUCUCUACUACUCAAGCGUUAGAAGCGUCUUCCACAACAAAUAGUUUAGAAUUGAGCCAUGACUUCUGCGCUAAGCGGGAUCGAACUAGAAAACAUAUAGAACAUUCAAUUGUAAACCAGGCAAAAGAACAUUUUUUUCCUCCUCGUGUAGACUGCAAUUUAGAAUCAAGACAUGAUAGUAGCAUCGAAGUUAUUUCCCUAUCUCUCACCUCAACAAAACGGAAUGAAAACCUUUUAUCUUUUGUUCCAUCACACCAGAAAGACUUCAAGCAGCAUGAGAGACUAAAAGAGUUAGCUGUUUCUUCUUCUAAAUUAGACAACACAUUAACUAUAGACUACAAUAACAUAUUGAGUCAGGAUAUCUUCAGGGAGGAGAAAAUUGCUGAAACCCCUAUAACUGUCUUUCAGAAAGAACGAAAUCUGCUGUCAACUUCUAACGGCAAGGAUGUGGAAUCGGUACCGCAAGAGGUAGAGUUUAUUUGCUUACCUUCUAUAGACGAAAUGAACAAUGAAGAACUUUCAGCUCCAGCCUUUGCAUCAGCUGUUGAAGGCGCCACAACUCAUCUUGGCAUUGAGAAUCUUUUGAAUUCAAGAGUAGUUCCUAUCUCUGAAGUUAAUCGAGCGCUGAUCAAGUGCGUUAGUGCCAUAUCAAGCCAGGAUCUCUUUGGUGACGAGCUGAGUACGACAAGUCCGAAGCCAAUAUCAACAGUUUCUAUUCAUACCCAACACCGGGGGGUAUCGACAUUUGACGAGGAGAGAAAUUUAUUUUCUUGUCAAAAUGACAACCAAAUUGAUCCACUUAAAAUGCAAUCUAGUGAUGAGGAGGACAUUUUUAGUGAACCAGAAUCAUCUAAUUAUAUCUUACCUUAUCCACUGGAAGGAAAAGAUGAACUUUCCCUAUCUUCAGUUGCUGCACCAGUGAUAAAAAUAGAAGAAGAACAUACUCAAUUGAAUACAGUUAAAGAACAAUUAUCUGGCAGCGUUAUUCAAGAUACAGAGCCAUCCUCUCCACGCCCAAUGUGGGGAAAAAUGAUCAUGCGACAUUCAAACAACGACCAAUCCACACAUGAAAACAAAUUCUUGAUUCUUGAUUCAGAACUCAGUCCAAAGAAGGAAAAGUUUGUCACAGAUACAGAGCGUAUCGACUACGACACCUGUAGUGAGAAUGGUGAAGUCAGUCCUGAUGUUGAACAGGUAAGAAUAGGUUCAGCACAAGAAUCUGAGAGUGACAAAACUGUCAGCGAUAUCAUCGAAGAACCCAUAACUCAGGAUUAUCUACAACAAGCAAAAUGUAGUACCCUGACGGCUGCAUUGUUAAUGAAAACUGUAUCUACAUGUUCGAAAAUUUCUGAAUCAUCAUCACCAAAAGAACGUUCGUCUGUCAUCGAUAUAAGCACUGAGAUUACACCCCCACAAUCUCAAGGGUCUUCUGCCCCAGCUCCAGAGCUACUAGAUUCUGCAAAGAAAAAGAAGUUCCGACCAAAGAAAGGAAGUUUAAGCGCAAGACUGCGGAAGUUAAUUAGUGGGCAAGUGUCCUGCAUUCGGCUAUGGCGACAUCAAAUGUCUCAAGAUUCAACAUUUCAGAAGUCAUCAGCGCCUUGUACAACACUGAAGGUUAUCGAAACGUGGGUGGAGUGCGGGAAAAACUUUUAUAAUAGUACAGUACUUGACGAUUCUUACAAUUUGUUGAAUGGUUGCUUCGACAAACCCAUUGAGAGUGCUGAAAACAAGGACAAUACAACAAGAAAUCUGGUCGUCAUGACAAAUUCAGAUUUUGUGGGAUCAGUUAAACUCCUGCCCGGGUCUGUUUUCAAUGUUCACUUACCCUGGGAAAUUUUUAACCGGAACUCACGGAAAGGGAAUAUAAUAUUACACGCUUUGUAUUUUAGGAUUGUGACUAAUCCUGUUGAAGUCAAGUCUAAACUAGACUCGCAUACAGAGUUAUGCUGCCAUGAACUUACAUGUACUAAAGUAAUUUACGAGUAUGAUUGUUCCUGUUUACAAAGUGGGAAGAUCGAUGAUUCUUGUUUAGUGAAAUUCACGAGUCAGAGAAUAGACGUGAUGGGUGAAAUUUUCAAAGGAUACAUUCAGUCGAUGCAGUACAUAACCAUGUCCGCUGCUCAAGAUCGCCCAGAGCUCUACGAGGAGGUGAAAUUGUACAAAAAUGCUAGGGAGCGCGAAAAGCACGACAAUCAAGCGGAUUUAUUUGCACUGGUGAAUACUCUGCAACAUUUGGAAAAGGCUUAUAUCAGAGACUGCGUUACACCGAAGGAAUACACAGCUGCCUGUAGUAAACUGCUUGUUCAAUAUAGGGCGGCUUUCAAACAGGUACAAAACGAAUUCAAAACCAUUGAUGUGUUUGUAAAAGCUUUUCGCCUCGACUGCCCAGCAGCAUUGGAGAGGAUCAAGGAAGACCGUCCGAUAACGAUAAAGGAUGAUAAAGGCAACACUUCGAAAUGCAUUGCGGAUAUUGUGUCGCUAUUUAUAACCCUAAUGGACAAGCUUCGUCUUGAAAUUAAAGCUAUGGAUGAGUUAACUCCAGACUUGAGGGAUCUCAUGGAUACUAUGAAUAGACUCAGCCUAUUACCGAGUGACUUUGAUGGAAAACAGAAAGUUUCCGGAUGGCUGCAGACUCUGAACAGCAUGUCCGCCUCAGACGAGCUAUCAGAGACCCAAGUUCGACAACUCCUUUUCGAUCUUGAAACGUCAUUCAAUGCGUUUAAUCAGAUACUUCAUAAUUCCUAAUUCAUUGAUUGUGAUUUGGGUUGUGUAAUCAUUCACAGGUUUGUGAAAGCACUUUGCUGUUGUAAAUAAUGUAACAUUAUUUUGUCAAUUUACGUAAUCACUGUAAUUGACAGGUAUAAUAAAUCAAUUAUAUUUGCGCACGCUGUCACAAAAUGUGCAUACAAUUUAUGUUUCUUUGGAUAUCAAAGACUGAGUACAGUUAUGAGGGAUUUGAUCCAAUCACAUAAUAAAAUACAUAUGUUUUUAAUGUUUCAUCGCAGUCACAAUAAUUAUAGACAAAUAUUAGUUGUGAAUUUAGCAAAAUCAUUCAGCGAAUCAAAUUUCAAAUGUGACUGUAGUCUCAGAAUAAAAAAUCUAAUUUUGAUUUUAUGAAACCAAGAUUUGGUUUUAUCCUUCUGAUUUGUGCUUUGCCAACUUCAAUUUCCUUUUGGCAAUAAGUUCUUUUUUAUCGCAUACCGAUUUCACUUAAUAGACACAUAGCAACAUAAUGCUGAAAUGGUUAAGUAUGCAGCAAGAGUAUUUUGUUUGAAAAUCAUAUGCGUUUAGUUCGGUAAUCGAAUUUUUCAGAGCGCACAAUUUUGUUGCAGUCUUUUUAUUGCCCUACAUCUCACUUGUAGUAAAUUCUUUAUAAAGUAAGAUCCUUAUUUUCUACUUAAACUAUUAUUCCACUUGUGACUGGAAUCGUUCCGAAUGUCUCAUCGGUGUCCAAGUCACAAAUAUAGUAUUUCUACAGAGAUUUAUUUUAUUCCCUAUUAUAACGCUAUAAGUAUAGUUAUAACUACUAUUAUCAUGUACAAAAUUACGCAUCGCACUUUAAUUACGUGUAUCUGAAAAAUUGUAAAACGUAUCAUUUAUUUUAAUAAAAAGUAUUAAGUUCAUUUUUAAUACUC